AUGUGCCUUCUUGUUUAUUUAUCAUAACCGGUAUGCCAAAUGAACCGCGAUAUUAGUGUUUCUGCAUUCAGCUCAGCGCAUGGUUUUCUGGAAUUGUUAAAUAUCUAUUUUUCGACUGUAACUGUGCUACCUUGAGUAACUCCAACAUCUAUAUUUUUUAAUGGCUUCAAACGUAAUGAUACGACUUGCUUCAGACAGAGUGAACCUAUCGCUCUUGUCUGGGGAUAAUAAUCCACGGCUUUUCACACCCGGAGAAGUGAUCACAGCGCAACAAGGAUAUAUGCGAGGACAUGGUACCUACAUGGAAGAUGAAGAUAUCAAAUCGUCGGUAGCUGGUGUAAUGGUUCAAGUCAAUAAAUUAAUCACUGUCAAACCUUUGAAAGGCCGUUACGUUGGUGAAAUCGGCGACGUGAUAGUAGCACGGGUUAUCGACGUGCAGCAAAAACGAUGGAAGGUGGACACAAAUUCUAGGCUUGAUUCGAUUCUUUUGCUGUCUUCCGUCAAUUUGCCCGGAGGAGAGCUACGUCGACGGGGCGUCGAAGACGAGCAACAGAUGCGUAAAUAUCUGCAAGAGGGAGACCUCAUUUCAGCUGAAGUACAAAAUGUACAUUCUGAUGGAGUGUUAUCGCUACAUACCAGAAGUUUGAAAUAUGGCAAAUUGAGUCAAGGAAUUUUGGUCAAAGUUUUUCCUUCACUGAUUAAGCGAAGAAAAACACAUUUUCACAAUCUGCCGUGCGGUGCAUCAAUUAUUUUGGGAAACAAUGGUUUUAUUUGGAUUUCGCCUAUGCUCAGCACUGAUGGCGAAGAAGGAGGUGGUUUUACGCAAAACCUGGAUGAGUCGGUUUCGAAGCAAGACCGGGAAGUGAUCUCACGACUGAGGAAUUGCAUUUUAGCGCUGGCCAAUUGUAAAAUGCUGCUCUACGAUACGAGUAUCCUCUAUGCGUACGAAGAAUCGUUGAAAUACGAGGUACACGAACUGUUACACCAAGAAGCAAUGUUCGAUAUAGCUUUUUUGACACAGCAUAAAUUAAGACUACAAGAGUAAAUGAAUUAUUGCUACGUUUUGAA
Wyeomyia smithii (pitcher-plant mosquito) is the source of this 1068-nucleotide messenger RNA. It is a transcript of the gene Rrp4, whose product is annotated as exosome complex component RRP4. Gene Ontology annotation, biological process: TRAMP-dependent tRNA surveillance pathway; nuclear polyadenylation-dependent rRNA catabolic process; poly(A)-dependent snoRNA 3'-end processing. The record is from RefSeq and is a predicted model, not a curated record. Gene Ontology annotation, cellular component: cytoplasmic exosome (RNase complex); nuclear exosome (RNase complex). The coding region runs from base 161 to 1045 and encodes 294 amino acids. The transcript is spliced from 3 exons. Lineage: Eukaryota; Metazoa; Arthropoda; Insecta; Diptera; Culicidae. Gene Ontology annotation, molecular function: RNA binding.